ACAACUCCCGAUAAAGUAUCCGCAGUAUCUGUUGAUUGGUUGAAUUAAAUACCUCGUGUUAUGACGUCACCAGUCACGUCAUUUAUUAACAUUAGUCUUGAAAUCUUUUAGUAGACGCUACUGCAGUUGGAUGAACGAACAGAUUACAAGAUGAAGCUGUUGGUGCUUUGCAUUUUUGCGAUGAUGGCGACAUUGGCAAUGUCACGCAGCUGGCAUUAUGUUGAACCCAAGUUUUUAAACAAGGCUUCUGGGAAGUAUCGGGCCGCUAUGAAGAAAGGCAUCCUUACUGGCUUCCAUAGACAACUGGAUGGGUGGCUGGUUGAAAACGGCAAAACAGUCAACAAUAAACAGAAGAAGAUUCUACGCUUUGUAAAUAUACGGUACAUGCAGACACACUGGCCAAGCUUUUUCAAAUUUGCUCUCGACAGGUUGAAGAAAUUGGGAAGAAAACCAACAGUACAUGACUUCUUCUCCAUUGGGGCUGAGAUUGGCAGGCGGGUGCCGAUUCGAUUUUCAUAUAGCGUUUUGAUAAGCAAAGGCCUUCUACCCGGGUGGGCUGACUAUAUGCAAGAUCUUCUGGACACGCCGCCUGGUAAGGUCAAAUGUAGGACAUAGCUGACAGUCCACUGGAGUCGGUUUGUGUUGAACAGUGCAAGGGACUAAGAAGAAACAUCACUGAAGUAUCCACGGGAGCCUAGAAUAAUCUACACAUAUCAUACCCCGGCGUGGGGCGCCUGCUCAUUGUACAACGUGUUGAUUUACAUUGAAGACACCGUAAGCCACUGUAACGUGAAAUAAAUACGUCUGCAAAGUA
This is a messenger RNA of Haliotis rufescens (red abalone), 814 nucleotides long. Its product is annotated as egg-lysin-like. The coding region runs from base 151 to 615 and encodes 154 amino acids. Gene Ontology annotation, biological process: single fertilization. NCBI's taxonomy places the organism in Eukaryota, Metazoa, Mollusca, Gastropoda, Lepetellida, Haliotidae. The record is from RefSeq and is a predicted model, not a curated record. The transcript has 6 exons.